UUGUGUGUCUUUCCAUCUACGCAGAAGCGGAUGGGUACUACUCAGUAGACAACCAGCAUUUGGGCGUCGGCACUGGGUCUCUCUCAGCCGCUGCUACCAUGGCCCCUCCAGCACUCGCAGAGCCCUAUAUCAGUGGCGCGGAGGGGCAAUGGAUUCCCCAGAUGGGAACCCCUCCCCCCACGCUGCUGAAAGCGGGUCACCCGAUGCAGGGGCCUCCACAGCUAUCAGGCUACAGCCUGCCAACCGGUCCCAUGCUCCCUCUGCCUAUGCCAGAGCCAGGGGUGCAGCACGUGGGGCUCGCAGACGCUCCACCCCCUUCCAGCAUCCACCACCUCCACCACCAGCAGCAGCAUCAGCAGCACCACCAGGAGCCAGGCCCCGUCCCCUUCCAAGGAGGCUACUCUGACUAUCCUGCAGCUGGAGGAGGAGGAGGAGGAGGAGGAGGGGAUCCCUCACUCAGCUCGCCUCCCACAGAGGCCCAAGGCCCACUUAGAGGUUUGGGGCUAUCGUCUGGACCGCCUAUGGUGCCUGACUACACGUCUCAUCCUGGAGGGGGCAGUGAUCUGGCAGAGCAGAACCGAAUGCUGACCGCACCAGAGCCGUACGCCAACCGGCCGCCACAGCCCAGUGCCCAAUCAGACAAAGGCUCCAAGUCUGGCUGGUUUAGUGGCUGGUUCGGCUCAAAAGUGAAGAACUCGCAGAUUGAGACAAGCAACGUUGCACCACCCCCUGCCCCUCUCCAGGAGCCAACCAGCAGUCCUCCAUUAUUUCCCCAGCCUUCCAGACCACGACAGAUUCCCCCUCCGUCUACUGGUGUCAACCCCUUUUCCCGACGAGCCAGUCAGCAACAGCCGGUGGUCCAUAUGGCACAGAACCAAGUGCCCAUGCCACAGACAUUACAAGGGAGUGCAGACGGCGCGCCUAUGUAAAAUGACCCUGGGACGUCUGAGUUUCACCGAAAUACAAUGCAGGGCCCCUGAACGUGGUGAGGAGGACUGGAGGACUGUCUGAAAGAGGCUCUUAGGUUGGAGAAGGGGAGACAAGGACCUCAGGGAUGCCAUAGCACAUAUGCUCAUUUGAAGAACAUUUCAGAGGUGGAUGCCUGAUGGGAAGUGAUGCACAUGAUUGUGCAAUGCAACCGGACAAUUCUUGGCAAUAUAAACCAACAAGUCCCUCGCUCUUACUGAAGGCCCCAUUUGUUGUUUUCAAGCCUUUGGACACAAGUCACAGCUGGACUCAGGACAGAGUUAGAUGGGGUCAAUGUGGGAUGGGGAAGGCGGUGAGCGGGGUGGCAGAGUGGAAGGAUUGGGCAUAGGUGGGGGGGGGUUUCUGGAUGGGAGGAGUGCCGGGUAUGGGGGUACUAGAUGGGAUUGGGCUUUUACGUAAGGAUUUUUGGCUAGGCCGAUGCUGGUUGAGUGUGUACAACAGCUGAAGUGCUGCGUUUUUUUUGCGGCUGGCUGACUGUGGAACACCGGGGGGAGACAGAGUCUAGAGGAGAGGAGUAGUGGAGUAGUAGCCUGAUUAUCAUCAAGUUUCAAAUCUCAAAAUCAAGACUUGGUCUGACUAAGAACUUUGUUUCAAAUCAAGACUUGGUCUGACUAAGAGCAUAACAAUUAACAUUUCCCAAACGGCAUGGUUGACCUGCCUCCCUUGGUUUGCUAAUGGUAGUUUGCUUCCAUACAAAAUGGCAGGAGUUCCCGAUUUUUCGGGAGCUCAGGAAGUAUUUGCAUUGCUUGUAUUUGACCUGACUAGUAACAACGCUGAAGGUGUUGCAUCACUUUGAGGGCACGGCCUGGCUGGUGGAGUAGUGGAGCGCAGAGGAGAUGAGUAGUGGGGACUGACAGAGAGUGUUUGGUGGAGAUGGGGGAUGGGAGGUGUUGGGUGUCAAAAGUGAGAGGCGGGAAGAGACCCGGGUGGAAGGAAGGAGGAAGGUGUCCGCGACUCACAUGUAGACGCAAUCUGGGUGGAGUAAGAGUUACUGGGUGGGUACACCAGAAACGAACUAAGCUAAUGAGUAGCCAAGGUUGUUGAAGAAGUUUCGCCUUGAAUUUGCUGCGUUUGCUCUGGACGAGACUUUGACAUGUUUGAUUUAGCUAAUCACAACGACUCUGGCUUGUCAGCCUUGAACAUUCGAAUAUAUGAACAUUCAAAUUGGUUUUCGCCAAACUGCAUCAUAGCUCAUUACCAUAAUAUGCGGUGACUAUACAAAUACAGUUUAUUACGGUUCCUCUGCCAAGGAGGUUAUGUUUUUGGUCGCGUUGGUUUGUCUGUCUGUUUGUCAGCAGUAUAACUCAAAAACUAAUGAACGGAUUUGGAUAAAACUUUCUGGAGUUGUUGGAAAUGACCAAAGGAACCAAAUUUUGGUGGUGAUCCGGUUCAUGAACCGGACCAGAUUCUUCAGCAUUGCCAGCCUUGAAAUCUAGACACCCCUAGUGACCGCAAAUUGAAUUGUGGGACAGGGCGAAUUUUGACAUUCCAGUUUUUUAACUCCACAAAAAGAAAGCAGAAAGACUUGAAAUACUUUAUAAAAGGGUGUAACAUAGUCAAAUGUUCUAUUAAACAGCUUCCUUGGCCGAGGUCUGCACUCUCUGAGUGCAUUUCUAGUUGUUAUUACUUUUAAUAGCUGAAAUUCGCUCUGGUCGCCCAAGUCGCUUUGCUCCCGGCCAAUUAGCUUCGGACACUCUAUUCGCAGAACCUCCAUAGAGAAAUAAUGAAUUGCGGUGCGUAGGUUGCUUUUGAUGCGCGCACACACAGUUAUGGGGCAGUGGGGGAGCUGCUUUGGCCGCUUGUGAGAGGAAUGGGGAAGGUGUUGGGUGUCGAAAUGGGGAAAGCGGGUAGAGAGGAAGGCGCCUCCAGCUCACAUGUAGGCAGGGAUCUGGGUGGACUUCCAGUUGGAGGGCAGUAGGGGAGUUGGUUAACAGCCAGAGUGGCAGGCUGGUAGGAUGUGGGUGGGGUUUCAGUUUAGGGGGCAGUGGGGGAGUUGAGUUUGGCAGCGCUGGUGACAUGCUUGAUGAAUCACAACAGCCUCCUCCUUAGUGAAGCUGCAUGUUCUUUUGUGUUUUGCUGCAUCAGCGAACAGCAUUUCAGCAGCAUAAACACUUCGGCCGGACCAGAAUACCCUGUGUAGCAUUCUUGAUCUGGGAGUAACUGCACUGCUGAGACGCAACGCGGGGCCAAGAGGGUGCAGGUUUCAGGGGCUCUGAGGGGGAGAGGAGUGGAAAGGAGAAGUGGCUAGGUCUUCUAUGCAAGGGUGUUUGGUGACAGACUUGGCUUUGCUGCACACUCCACCAGUGACAAGUGUCAAUUUCCAAUUACACAUUCUCUUCAUAGCACAAUCUGCCUGACGACUUUCACCAAUUCCCCAUGAUUGCCCUUUUUUCCCCGUCCAGAUUAUAGAAAUUUUGUCGCGUCAUUCUCUGAUUUGUACUCCCACCGACUACCACCAGGCCCUAAAAUGCCACGUCGUCAUUGAAAUGACAUCAGGUCCAAUUGUUCAAGCACUCCUCAGAGUUGAUAUUAGGCAGACUUAUAGAUUGUUAAAACUGUAAAUAUGAACAUUACUGCUACAUGAUAAUUGUAAUAUUUGACUUGAAAGUGGUUAAUACAUGUAUCUCUUAUAAUAUAACUCUUAGAGCGUCAUUGCACCUUUUAAAUAUGCUAUUUUCCCACCUUUCCUUGAGUAAAUGAGUUUGACUUUUAUCUUGUUCCUUCAGCCGUGGGAUAUUACUUCUAGUUAGCAAUUAUCAUUGAAUCAUAUUGGACCAGCUACCGGUAGCUGCUAGCUGGUCUCAUGCGAUUCAAUGAUAUAUGCUAGCUUGUUGUACAUGUAUGUAGAGUUUGCGUUGCCAGACCCAGAGAACAGCUGGAAGAACAGGAGAAAGGAAAGGUAAAGGUCAGUUAUUUAACUCAAGGGGAGGAGGCAGAUUAGCUUAUUUCUUGAAAUGGUGGCAUGUUUUAGGUUUUAGGUAAAGGUCUUAUUUACAGUAUGCCAAUUUUGGUUUUACUAAUAAUAUAAUUGAACAGUAUAUUCAAAAGUACUGUUGUGUUAUUUCACACGAGUUUGACAAAGCCUAAUUCUGUUAUGGUCAGUCAUUCAUCAUUGUUGAUCAUGUCCCAUGGCUUGUUACCACUUAAUGCCUCUCUCCAUGAUCGUAAAGGCACUUUAUUAGAAAACAGAGAUCGAAAAUUGUGGUAUUUGGGAAGUGUGUUAGAGAUAGGACUGUGGUGUAAUUAUCAGUAUACUUACAGUAAGGCCAGAUCCACACUAGAGCGUGGCGGGACGGCAGCGAGAAGACGGCUGUCUUUCUGCCUAGUAUCGGGCGGUGUGUUCUACGCUGCCUUUCACACCGACAGCGUCGGCGUGCGUGGCCAGUCCGGUUCAAAAUCCCCCCCAUAGCCAAUGCUAGUUUGCUGCGUUGCCAUUCAUUUCAAUGGGACACCGCCGCCGUCCAAAAUUCGCUCGAGUUCUAUUUUCCACAUGCAGCACAGAGCAGAGCCGUCUCCCGUGCUGCUACCGCCCGACUACCGUCGUGUGGAAGGACAGAUAUGUUUCCAUAUAUUUUCCCCACUGCCGGUAAAAAUCGCUUCCGUCCCGCCCUGCUUCCCCGCUCUGGUCUGAAAUAGGCCUAAGUAUACUGAGAAACACGGCUUGUAAACUUAUUACAUGAAGCUUAAUAAUUUCAUGUAAAGUGAUAGUUAUUACUGUGCAUUUCUAUCCGUAUCCUUAUCAUUCUGACAACAAUCACACACUUUUUUUGUGAAGCACUUUGUAAAUUAAUUGAUAGAAUCAUACGUACAGUUAAGUACAGUUAAGUAGCAGACAAACAAAAAGGGAACAUUGUAUUCACAAAAUGGAGUGUAUAUAUUUUGUAAUAAUGACUUUUGAACAUAUGUUAUUUUAAGUUGGUCACUCCAGCUGCCUUUAUACGUAUCUACAUGUAUAUUCCUGUGUUGUUCUUUUUGCCUUACAGAAACAAAAUAUUUAUGAGUGUGUGCCACAUUGUUGUUCCAUAACUAUAUUUUAUGCAAAUGGGAACAAUCACCUUAAAGGUGCACUGUGUAAUAUUGUUAGUAGUGUAGUUUCCAGAACUAAUGUGGCCCAUUUACAAAUGUUACCUCUUUCACAAAUUCUUACCACCACCAUAAAAUUCUAAGUAUACAUUAUGACUGGGAAAAUUGCACUUUUCAUUCAUGAAAAGGUGGAUCUUUUCCAGAAAUGUUGCAGACAUUGUAGCUAUAUUUAGAUAAUAUUAGUUAUAUUAGGACAAGGAGGUGGUCAGUCGGAUAGAUGCGAGUAAAUGGGGUUAGUAAUGGCAGAUGCUUAGUAUUAGGUUGUAGGCCUACUAGGUAAGCUUAACUUAACUGAUAUGGCAUUGUGUUGUCUGGAAAGCUGACUUAUGACAUCUAUAAAAUAAUUGCAACAAACUUUGUAUGAUAUAUUAUCAUACAUAACUGCCCAAAGUGUUUGAGGGGAAAGAAAGAGAAGAGUGAAGGAAAAUAUUAUAGAAAGUAGAAAGUUUCAUAGGGAGCAUAUCUAACUUUGACCAAAGGCAGCAUGGCAUUUCACCCUGUCAGUUGUGUUUUUUUGUUUUUUUUAAACCAUAGGCAAAAAAUGACAAUUCUGAAGACCCUAUAGGAAUGCCUAGGACAUUGAGUGACUUGUAUAGCCUAGGCCUAAGGGUUUUAAACUCAACUCCUUCCAACAUAUUCUUACAGCUUUUUUAAACAUGUUAAACCCCCUCCAUUAUCUUAUUUUUAACAUCUUAUUUAUGAUCCGUAACGUGGUACGUGGCCUAUGGUUGUGGUCGCCUAUCCGUUUUGCUUUUGACGGUAGGCCUACCUGCGAGAGCGACAGCUGUGGAAGGAGGAGCUGGCAAGCGUAUGGAACAGCGUGCGUCUGGCUAUUUCACAAAAAAAUAGGCUACGUCGCACAGAUUACUUUGUAAAUCCAUGCCUAGUGUUCCUAAUUCCACCCAAAUGAAACUACAUAACAUGAUGUAGGCUACAUGUUAGAAGUAUAGCCAGAGACUUUUUAUGAAGAGCUUCGUGCUGUCAUGUUUCUCAGUCGAGGGUCAGUGCAUUCAUGUGCAGCCAAAAGCAUUCUUAUUCCCAUUUGUAAAUAACCCUCUUUUGGGGGAAAAGCACGAAUGAGAAACGCAAAGACAAGCAUUGAGACUAUUAUUUGUGCACGUAGGACGUGCUGAAACAAGACUACCUUUUAAAAACGUUGGUGAUGGUCCGACCAUUUGAAUCAUGAAUGCGUUUGCAUCCGCGCGUCGCUUGCAUUGUAGUGAUCGAGUGGCGUGAGUGACUGAUAUAAACACACUGACCUUUCCAUUCGGUUUUCAAUCUAAAUCCAGGGAGUGAUAUUGCGCGAUUCACAACAUGAAAACAGUCGAUCUUUCCUUUGUAUUUAUUAAGGGUUCAUAAAACAUUCGCCAAUUACUCCAAACUUCCCACUAUCUGGCUGCUGCCGCAUUCUUCUCACAUUUUCGCAAUUUCAAUGAGCAGCAUAGUUGCAAUACCUACUCUGGCCACAAUCCUGCACAGUGCACCUUUAACAGUUCACCCUCAAAGCCAGUUGGAUGAGUUUUGUGAACACUCUUACCAAAUAUGAAUCAUUUUUCAUAUUUGCUUUUAGACACAUUGAACACGAGUGUACCGUAUACCUCAAGAUGUGACCUUAUAUGCCUCUCGAUCGCUUUCCCAUGUGCCUGCGGUGUCUGAUUGAGAUACUGCUCUUGGCUGGUGUGCACAUAUUCAUGUCAGCCUGAUGGCCACAGAAGUAAUUUAAGCACUAUGUGUUUCAUACAGUAUGAUUAUGAGCAACUAUUGGACACUGAUACAGUUUAUAAUAUUACUUGUGUAACGCUCAACAAAUGUCUCAUAAAUGCAAUAAAGUUUAAUUUGUAUCAUACAAUGGACUU
Messenger RNA from Engraulis encrasicolus (European anchovy), 6926 nucleotides. RefSeq names its product basic salivary proline-rich protein 4-like. The transcript has 8 exons. Lineage: Eukaryota; Metazoa; Chordata; Actinopteri; Clupeiformes; Engraulidae. Bases 99 to 929 code for a protein of 276 amino acids. The record is from RefSeq and is a predicted model, not a curated record.